Molecule: messenger RNA, 5027 nt
Organism: Carassius auratus (goldfish)
Lineage: Eukaryota; Metazoa; Chordata; Actinopteri; Cypriniformes; Cyprinidae
Product: lysoplasmalogenase-like protein TMEM86A
Exons: 3
Coding region: 127-840 (237 amino acids)
Cellular component (GO): membrane
Molecular function (GO): hydrolase activity
Source: RefSeq, a predicted model, not a curated record
UCCUCCCACUGAGGAUGGCCUGUCCUAAACAUAAGACAAGUUUCAUACACAAAGGGCUGUAAAUACUAGCGUGUGCUCUGUAAGCGACCGUUCACCCUUCAACUGGCUGCUCAACCGCAGACAAACAUGGUUUCUCCUGUCACUGUGGUCAAGAGCGAGGGUCCAAAGCUUGUUCCGUUCUUCAAAGCCACUUGCGUCUACUUUGUUCUGUGGCUGCCCACCUCAAGCCCCUCCUGGUUCAGUGCCCUCAUCAAGUGCCUGCCCAUCUUCUGUCUUUGGGUUUUUCUGCUCGCCCAUGGCAUCAGCUUUUUAGGUGCCCACUCCAGUGCCAGGAAAAUCCUGGCAGGACUUAUUUUUUCAGCCUUGGGUGACGCAUUUCUCAUCUGGCAAGAACAAGGCUACUUUAGUCAUGGACUGCUAAUGUUCGGCAUCACCCACAUUCUCUACUCUUCGGCCUUUGGAAUGAAGCCCCUCAACUUGAGAGCAGGUCUGAUCAUCGCCGUCAUCUCAGGCCUCAGCUACACCCUUCUGUACCCCUACCUCUCUGGUCCCUUCACCUACCUGGUGGCUGUUUACAUCGCUCUCAUCGGCUUCAUGGGCUGGAGGGCCAUCGCUGGAGUCCAGCUCACCAAUGACCUCUGGACCUGGACGAAACUGUCAGCCUGCCUCGGAGCUGUCCUCUUCAUGGUGUCCGACCUCACCAUUGCCGUCAACAAGUUCUGCUUCCCGGUUCCCCACUCCCGAGCCAUCAUAAUGGCCACCUACUAUGCUGCCCAGAUGUUGAUUGCACUAUCGGCCGUGGAAUGCCAAGACGUUGACGCGGCUCGGAAAAGAGCCUGAGGAACCACAUAUUAACCAACCUUCUCCUAAUGAUUCAUCAUCGUUAGCAGCUACACAUGUUCAACUUUCUGCAAUCCCAGGUCCAUCCACAGUUCCCCCAUCUGACCAUGAUCAGGAUAUAUUGGUUAUAGUUAAGGAAUUGCCCUUUUAGGAUCAUGUGAGACCAUACCAAUGGGAGUAUUCCAUGCUGGAUUAAUUUACAAGGUUAGAUAGUCUUGGAGUCUUAAGUCUACUGUCUUAGUCAGGUCUCCUUUCAUACUUACAAUACUGAAUUUGCUUUCAGUAGUAGUACCACUACCACCAUUAUUUUGGUAUUGAGAAAGGAAAAACGGAUGAGUUUUUUCCUUCUGGUUACUAGUUCCCAACUUACAAUACCCCACAUGCUUUCCCAUUAAGAGUUGCCUCCAUUUCGACCGAGACUAUCCCAGUGUCUUCUCAAUAUCUUUCAUAUCUUGUCCACUUCAAAGAGUCUCUGAUGGGUUAUACUGCAAAAAAGGGGUGAAUCAUGAGGGACCAGUGUUUGUCAAACAAUACAAAGUAGUUCAGAUUCUUCUUAGGGGGCUGGCUUCUCUGUCUCUCUGUAGAUUUUUCCAAAUCUAAUCAGAGAGCAGCAUGAAAGCCAUGUCACAAACUAAAGCAGAUAUAUUAACAUAGUGCUGCUGUACUGAAAUUCAAUGCACCAGUCCUUUUAAUAGUAGUUUGUGGUAUACCUUUUAAUGUGUCAUUGACACAUUAGUUUCGGUCACAGUCAUUUUGUUUCAUAACUUUGAGUUAGUACACAAACCUUCAUGCCUGUAUGCACGUGUGCUGGACAAGUUGUCUUGUCAAACCCAAUUGACUGCAACCAGUGCUAGCAUUGUCUUUGGAAUAGAUGAAGCCUGUGUCCUACACUACGUUCUGAGGUGUGACCAUUACCAAGAGGAAAACACAGCACGAGACUCAUAAAAAGAGAUGUCGGUCUCUUUCUUGGAGGGGAUUCGGUGACAGUGUCUGUUAUCUUUGUCUUAGGUUUCUGCCAAAGUCAGCAGUAUUGCUCAGCACCUUUACCACAAGGAAACAGCAAAUAAGUACAAGCUGAACUAUUUAUUUUUUCUGUAUAGUAUCAGAUAAUGUUUAUAAAGAGGAUGUGAUGUUAGACAAGACACAUGUAGCAAGCUUCCAACCACUUUCCUUUGUCUAUUGCCAGAAGGAAGCAUUUUACUCCUGUGGUGGGCGAAUAUACAUAUGUGUCGUCAGCUUUAAAUUAGCUGGUAUUUUAUUUUUAAGCCAGUAUUUUUAUUUUAUUCUCACUCUUUUCUCAACUCAUUCCCAUCCAAUCCUCCACCUGAAAAUGUGUGAAAAUUUCACAGCGUGUGAAUAUUUCACAGUGCAGCAUUCUCCUUUUUAUUGUGUUUGGUACUGUGCUUUUUUUUUAGACGAGUCACAUACUUACACAUACAUAAGUCAUAUUUCACUACAAAAUAAAAAGUAUAUAUUUUUCCUCUUUAGAGUACAACAAAUACAAAAUUUAAUUUACUUAAUAAGAACUUAAAGGGAUUGGUCACCCAAAAAUGAAAAUUAGAUAUUGAUGAACAAAGGCCUCCUGUAAGUAAGAAAAAUAUCCAUAUUCAAAACGUUAUAAUUAUUUUAAUCUAGCAUGCGACAACAGUUGUACAUGGAAGCAGCUCUGGGAGGAUGGAGAUGUCGGCAGUGCACUUGAGCCAUUGAGUCUUGUGGAAACCAACGUUUCUUAACAGGAGCAAAGUAACCGAAAUUUCCUUACUUUAGCAAAGGAAAAACAGUCUCCUCUGUGCUUAUAUCGAAUUCCUCCGACAUUUUUCUUUACAAAUCCUCGUUUUGUACUUCUAAUUCAUGACGGUUGUUUUGUUUUGAUCUCUCCGCUGUGUUUCUGCGUUCAACAUUUCUGAGCAGCACAUGCGCACCGUCAACAUCCUACUGUAUGUCAUCAGCCCAGAGCUGCUUUCGUGUUCAACAGCGAGUGCAAGCUAGAUUAAAUUGAUUAGUACAUUUUAAAAAUGGGUAAUUCAUGGGCUAACUCAUUUUUGGGUGAAUUAACCCUUUAAUUGACAUAAUAAAUAUCAAUAUCAGUCAAUAAAAGAAGUACUAAACUAGGCUUCAUUUUAUUUAUGCAAAAUAUUCAGCUGUAAAUAUUAUUUUCUUUAGGGUGAAAUAAGAACAGGACAUUUUCUUGACAGGCAUUGUGAGAUUUUACACAAACACCAUAUGUACUGUAUUUAUUGUCAGUUGAUUUGAACUGAUGGUUGUUUAUAUAUAUAAAUCUCAAUAAGGGAUCAUCUGAUCCUUCACUGCUACUAAAUGAGGGAACCAUCAGCCAUGAUGGAAAGUACAGCUUGGGCUGAUAUGUGCUCAGCUGUUGCACCCUCAGGUGUGAGUUGAAAUGAGCUUUGAAUGCAAACACAGCUGAUCACUCAACAAUGGUCCAUUCUGAAGUGAUAUGACAUAUUUAACUUGGCCGUGAUGCGCAUCAAUGUCCAGUGGUAGCAGUAGACUCAAUUUGUUUUUAUUUUAAUGUGAAUGAAAAUUGUGCCCUACUCUUUUGUAUACUUCUGGGUUACAAAAAUGUUUUAUUCAAAUACUUGUUUUCAUGCACCUCAAAGUAAAAAUGAGUUGUCUGCCCAAUCCUGUUGGCCAUUGCGUCCAGCACACUGUUACGCAAAUAAAUGCUACUGUUGUUAUCAAUACACACACACUCCGCUCAACCGCUGAGCUCUUGAGAAACAGAGAGGCUAUUUUGACACAUUUGCUUUAUGCCAAGUUUCAUAGGUUCCCUAUUCAAGGGUCAAAUUGUCAGCAAAACAUUUCAGAGUGGUCGUAAAACCGUACGUGAUUUGCAAGGGCAGAGCAUUCCCCUGAAUCUCAUUUUAGGGGCAGACAGACUUUUUAGUGAUUCAGAUAAUUUUUUGUAACCAUUGUUUGAUGGCAAUAUUCCUGCUAAGCUUUUCUUUUCCUUUGUUUCCCACCUGCUGUCACCUCCCAGCUGGUUAGAAUUCGACCUGGCCUGGGCGUUUCCGUCUCUAUUGUGUUCAUUCAAACUCCAUUGAGGAGAACGGGUGCCUUCUGUUUCCAUCACUGAAAUGUUGUCUGUUGAGAAGUGUGGAGACAGUCACUGACACGGGGAAGAUUAUCUUUCCUUCUGGCUUUGCUUUAGUUCGCGACUUUCAAAUAGCAAUGAGUGCGAUCGUUUUACGCCCCCUCUGUCAGCGCUUCUGUGUUUGAUGCUUUUGUGUCGAGUCGAGGGGGGUGAAACAGAAUGCUGGGAGUUCAGUCGGUUCAGUAUUGAUGACAGUGUUUAGGUAUAGCGAUCCUGUUGUUAAAGUUAAUGAGGAAUAAACCACUUGGUUCAAAGCACACCAUUGAGUGAUGUAAAUAUCAGCACUUUUCCAUUUAAUCUCUUUAUAAACCUCCUGAAAUCCUGUAUUCGAGAUUGAGGCUUGAAAUGUACUCUACGCAAAUGCUUGAAACAAUUCCCAAAUGCCAGUUUUGUGCAGAAUAAUGUCAGGUUACACAAUUCAUAAAAUGAUACACGAAUUUGCUGCAUUCUCAGCAUUGCCACAAGGGGCACUAUAAGCUGUUUUUAUUUCUCUCGCAUCAAUCAUUGUCAUGGAAGAGCUACAGUUUGAAGAGCAUCUUACUGAGCAAUCAGUAAGGAUGUAAUGUGGACUUUUUGUUAUUGUCAUAUAAUUACAAUGAUUUUCUAAAACUUUUUCACUAUAGUUAAGGCCCAUGCACAACAACAAGAACUACAAAGAUAACCAUAACAAUAAAUAUCUUAGUGUCUGCACCAAUGGACAAUAACGUUCCAUUUAUUACGAGCGCACACUGCAGUUUUAUCGCCUGCUACUUUAAAUACUCAAGCUCUUUAAAGUCAUAGAGUGUCAUCAUUGUUUUUAUUGUUCUUCAGCUGGAACAAAAAAUUGUUCUGAAAGUGAUUCCAACGACAUCGCUUCUCUGUGACAUUACCAUUAGGGACAUUGUCAGAAUUACUAACAUAAUGUUUUACUUUUUCGUCACAGUUAAAUUUGCUGUAUGUAAGUUUUUGACUCUACUACAGCAUAAAAAUACCAUAAUAUAUUUGCAGAUAUUUAAUGUCAAAAUUUCAAUCUUCCGUCCUUUCAAUUCAGUUCAUUUUUGCAUCACAGUAUAGAGCACCUUUUAAAUGCACUUUG